Messenger RNA from Pieris macdunnoughi, 2211 nucleotides. The record is from the annotation of a GenBank genome assembly. Lineage: Eukaryota; Metazoa; Arthropoda; Insecta; Lepidoptera; Pieridae.
AUGAUUGACGACAUACCAGAGACUGGUGCCGUAUUUACCUUCGGCAAGUCCCACUUUGCGGACAACGAACCAAGCCAUUUCUUCAUCAAGAAUGAUCCAAUUGUCGCUAUUUCAUGUGGGGAUGAACACAGCGCUGUUAUAUGCCAGAAUGGCCGCGUGUUUGUUUUCGGCGCGAAUGUUUGGGGUCAAUUGGGCCUUGGUCAUAAAGACGAGGUAACAAGACCCAGCUGUGUGAAAUGGCUGAAACCACAUCGGACGAUGUUCGUGGCUUGUGGGAGAGCACAUACUAUUUUUGUUACUGAUACAAAUGCGAUAUACUCUGUCGGUUGUAAUGAAGAGGGUCAACUUGGAACGGGGGAUAUGGAGUCACACACUGUACCACAGUAUAUUGAACUUACAGUGGACCAGGCUAUUCGACAAGUGUCAGCGGGGAGCAAUCAUACUGCUAUUCUUACUGACGACGGCCGAGUAUUCAUGUGUGGGUCCAAUACCGAAGGUCAGCUUGGACUGGGCGAGGACACUCGCACCUCCCUUAAGUUUACUGAACUCAAGUUCAUGGAGACAAUAGCCUUUGUUGAAUGCGGGUAUUAUCACACUGUUUUUAUUACUGCUAAAGGAGCAGUAUUUGUAACGGGGGACAAUGAAAACCAAAAGUUGGGGAUUCCAGACACAGCCUCCACAAUUUACGUACCUCAAGUACUUCCACUCAACAUAGAAGUUAAGAGUGCCUGUUGUGGUGCCAAUCACACUUUCCUUCUCUCAAUGGACGAAACAAAAAUUUUGGCUUUUGGAUCGAAUGAGAAGGGGCAAUUAGGAAUGCCUAAUACAAUUGACAACGUAAUAAAGCCGACAGAAAUUAAUAUGGAAAAAUUGUUCGACGGCUUUCAGUUGAAGUUAGUAGCUUGCGGGGCAAUGCACACUGCAUUUGUAACUGACCAUGGGUUACUAUACACAUGUGGCGAGCCGCGUCACAGUAAACUUUGUUUGGACGAAAUUGACGCCGACAGCUCAAACGAUUUCCCCAAUCAAUACUCGCCGAAGCGGGUCAGUGCUAUGAAUGGCUUUGUUGUUGAUAACGUGGCUUGUGGUGGCUGUCACACGCUACUUACAGCAACCAAAGGCUCCAACGCAGACUUCACCAAUAAUGAUUUUAUUGUAAACCAGUCGAAGCCGAUAUCUAUCACAGAACUACCUCCUUUACAAAAAAUUCCAACAAUGAAAUCUGACGAAAAAAUGGACUUAGAAAAACCAACAGAGGAAACAAAUAACGAAGACAUCGGAUCUAUCGAUUCAUUAGAAGCUAAUGUUAGCGGUUCACAUAUAGUCAAUAUAAACGACCUUGAAACAACAAGUAUGCAUGAUGUACUAGAUUUAAAGACCGAUGAACCUGAUAACAAGGUAAUUGACGUUUCAACCGCUAUUGAAAAUGAAAUUUCAUCUACCACUGCAUCUAUAGAGACCACAAUCGAAAAUUUAAUCACCACUGCCGACCAUAAAAGCUCAUCUAUCGAAAAGGGUAUGUCGGAAAUGGCAGAAAAGGCAGAAGAAAUAAAAGAUAAAGCAGUAAUCGAAAUAAAAAGUAUGGAAGACAAAGCUAAUGAGAAAUUUGAAAACAUUAUUCAUACUGUAAAAGAGACCACGAAUGACAAUAUAGUUAAAGUAGAAGAAGUGAUUACUAAAACGGUGGCUUCUAUAGAUCCUGGUUUUCAUAAGGAAAACAAAGUAUUAGAAGUUCCGGAUAAAACUGAGCUUACACACUCUCCUCCGCCGAAGACUCCAAUAAUACAAGACCUUUUGGAAAUACCAGAUAUAUCUCAUAUGAGCCCCAAUAUAAGUAAGCACAGUGAUCAAAAGAGCGAUGGAGAGCAGUCCGAAAAUGAAACAAUUCCUUGUGGCUCUGACAAAUCCAGCCCUCAAGCUAAAACGAAGACUCAAGCAGUUAUGCCAAUUGUAAGAAAUGAAGAUCAUAUAGAUCAUGAAGACGUCGUUGUAAAUAAAAUUGAAGAAAAAGGUCGUUUUGCACGUAUGUUUCAGUCAAUUCGAGAUAAAGAAAACUCCUGCAUUGGUAAAGGGAAAGUGAUAGAAGAAAAAGUUACUGAAAACGUACACAAAGGUCUCGAAACAGCAGAAGAAACUGUUCAUAAAUUAGAGGAGACUGUGGAAACGGAAAUUCGGAAUCAAACAAAUUCGCGAACUUGCAAUAUAUUGUAA